GUUCGUAUAAUAAUUCCUAUCUCAAAUUAUAAUAAUUGAGUUGAAUGAGUGAGUGAAAAAUGUCAGAAUGAAUGAUGUUAUGUUGGCCUUCCCUUCAUGUAUGUUUGGUUGGUGUGUUUGGUAUUCAUGCAUGUGUGUCAUGUCAUUCAUGUUUGAUAUGUGCUAAAAAUUCUAAAUCAAAGUAUUUUUUGUAAUAAAAAACAGUAACAGCUAGUCAGUAAAGUAUCUGAUUAUACGAAAUCGUCGUAUCAUUUCAAGCAACCUUGAAGCUCAUUCAUACAAUUCCGAGUUGAGUUUAUCAGAAGUAAUUAGGUAAAUAUGUCGCGCCAAGUAGACAUUAAUAUUAAUAAAUUACUUGAUGGUCUUGGUCUGGACGGAGAAGAUAACGAAAUUUGCGAUUUUACUAUUGCUGACCAAAAUUGUGUCGCCGAAUCUCAGGGCAUUACACCUACCACUCCAUCCGAUUUCAAACCGGUACUGGGCAGCAACGUCACUUACGUCGUCGCUUGUGUGAUUAUAAAUGAAUCUAAUGAAGUAUUAAUGAUGCAAGAGGCGAAAGAGAGUUGUGCUGGCAAAUGGUACUUACCGGCAGGACGCAUGGAAAAGGGCGAGAGCAUCGUGCAAGCUGCUACCAGAGAGGUUCUCGAGGAGACAGGACUUCUUUGUAAUCCCACAACUCUUUUAGUAGUUGAGACUGCUGGCGGAAUGUGGUACAGAUUUGUUUUAACUGGUGAAGUUAUAGGUGGUGAAUUAAAAACACCUGCCAGAGCUGACAAAGAAUCAUUGCAAGCCAAGUGGAUCUCUAAUGUUCAAGAAAUUUCAUUGAGAUCAAAUGAUAUUUUGCAUCUAAUUGAAAAAACGCAAUCAUAUAAACACAGGAAACCUGAUAGUCUAUGGCACAGAGAUAUUUUACCAGCACCCAUACCUCAUAUCAAGGAUUUGUUAAGAUUGAUUGUAGUUAUAAAGAAGAGGAGUACAAACAAAUUGCAUGUAUUAUUGAGUGAGAAAACUGCAAUUCAUUUCCCUACAUGUGAGAUAAAUCCUGGAAAAAGCAUUCAUUCAACAUUGAGAAGGUUUAUGGUAGAAAUGUUUGGUGCUGAUGUGGGCCAACACAGACCUCUGGGUCUGUUGAACAUUGAACAUGGCCCACCAGCUGAUGGCUGCUGUCUGACUUUACUUGUAGCCUUUAGACCACCCCUUGAAGAGGUCCCCCUUAUUGGGAAGUGUGUUUGGCAAGAAGUGUCACGUGAAGAUGAAAAAAGAUUGCUUACAAACAUAACUGCAAAAGAUUCUUUGAUUGAAUUACAUGUUGUACGUUAGUCUUUAAACUCGCCUUGUUAUGAUGCUUGCAGAUAGAUUACCUUUUUUAGUUUUAACUGCUAAUGCACUUCUAUAAAAACUGGUAAUUUAAAAGU
Molecule: messenger RNA, 1415 nt
Organism: Helicoverpa armigera (cotton bollworm)
Lineage: Eukaryota; Metazoa; Arthropoda; Insecta; Lepidoptera; Noctuidae
Product: 8-oxo-dGDP phosphatase NUDT18
Exons: 1
Coding region: 319-1320 (333 amino acids)
Molecular function (GO): 8-oxo-GDP phosphatase activity; 8-oxo-dGDP phosphatase activity; magnesium ion binding
Source: RefSeq, a predicted model, not a curated record